This is a messenger RNA of Gryllus bimaculatus (two-spotted cricket), 2345 nucleotides long. The record is from the annotation of a GenBank genome assembly. NCBI's taxonomy places the organism in Eukaryota, Metazoa, Arthropoda, Insecta, Orthoptera, Gryllidae.
GCAGCGGCGCGGAACGCCAGCGGCGGCGGCGGCGGGGGCGGCGGGGGCGUGGAGACGGGCCCGCGCUCAUGCUCAUGGCCGCCGGGCAUGCGCUGUGUACCAUCCGCCGCCAAGGUGCUUCAGCUGCUGCGGUGGCAUUGCAGGCUCCGCAAGAGCGCCCUGUCCAACAGCGUUUGGCUGCAGCCGACCGACCGCAAGAAGAAGCGACGCAAGCGCUACCGCUGCCAGUGGCUCAAGGUGCCGUACCCGGUGCCCGAGGACUGCACGUGCGCUUGACGGCGUGCGGGGCGCCGGCGCCGCCGCCCCCGCCACCCCUGACCACCCCCCACCCCCACCCUGGGCGGCUGCAGCGGGGGAGGGCAGACAUCCCGCAGCGGGUGUCCCCCAAGGAUCUCCAGCCGCGCCGGCUGCCUCCGCGCCUAUCUGCUCCGUCCGGCCGGCUCUCUACUAGCGGCUCCCCACGCUUACUCGUUUAGCAGCAGCAGCAGUAGCAACUGGGUGUCGGCGCAGUGGACGACGGUUGUGAGACGUCGCCCGCCGGACACGAAAUAUGGGUUUUUGCAUAGCGGUGUGUGAAGCAACCACGUGGCCAAUGGCAUGUGAAGACUUAAAAAGAGUUUUGUGUUAAACUGAAGUAGUUCCGAACUGUGGCUGCAGAGUGUGCACUAAAUUCUCGUAAAGCUACAUUAUCCUGAUUUGAUUUUGUUCGACUAGAGCUGCACAACAACCCCUAAGCUGCAUAUAAGGAGCAACUAACCAAAACGCAAAUUGUCCGCUGGUGGAAAAAAUUGAUUUGGAUAUGAAAUCGUGUGGUUUUUAAUACUUUCUUCGCGGUCCUGCAUUCAUAUUUCUUCAAAACGCAUUUAAUUUAAUAUGUUAAAAUGCGUUUUGAAGAAAUACGAACGCAGGAACGUGUAGAGCGUAUUAAAAACUACAACAUUUCAUAUCCAACUCAAUUUUUCCCACCAGUGAACAAUAUGCAUUUUGAUUAGUUGCUCCUCAUGUAACAUAUAAUUAUAUAAUAAUAUAUAAAUAUUAUAAAGUUAAUAUAUUAUUAAAUGCAUAUAACUAAUACCGUAUAUACAUGUAGUUAUAUUUACAGAUUAAACCACCAACAUGAUGUUUCAUCAUCAAUGUAAAUUUAGCAGCACACUCUACCUUCGCAGUUGGGAACAAAUUCCACAUAAUUUGACCGAGUGAUAGAUUAGCAUUUGAUAUGUCGUCCACGGAAUCCGGUGGAAAAGCUGCUUCCGGUAUCACUUCGCGUUCAAGUUGGCGCAUGCGCGGAAGUUGAAAUGUGAUAUUCCCCUAUGAGCUUCACGCUAUGCAAAAACUCUCAAAGGAGUGCCAUUACCUGCUGGGAAUGCGAACUGUUCGAGCUUGCACGGGGUCGCCCAUUUCCCCGUGGCUGUUGGUAGACCUGUGCUUUCGACGGCCGGCCACUAAACGAGACGCUGCCUUGACUCGUGGUCGCAGACAUAUAAACACUAAAGUCUUGCAUUGUAGUAGUGUAUCAUAUAGGACUGUGUAUAGUGGAUGUUACGUAGACAUGUAGUAGUCCACAAAAAAUCAUGCACGGAUUUCAGUGGUCCGCUUUUAUAAAAUAAAGUGCCUGGAAGACACCGCUUUGGAGCGCUAGUGUCCCAAUGUCAUUGGUUCCUAUGUCAUUGCAAUCUAGUAAUAUUCACUUUUUGUGAAGAUAGGUUUGCACGACGAUAGUUUCAAGAAAGUUGGUGUUGAUUUGCGGUAUGUAUGUUUGGCGCAGAUUGAUUUCUUUCCGUUUGCAAAGUUAUUUCUAGAUUUUUAUUAACCUUAUGUUUCAAUAUCUGCGCUAAUUAAGUUAAUUAAUUAUUGUAUUGAUUGUCCGCUACAUUAUUUCUUGGUUACAAAUAUAUAUUAUUGAUGAUAUCUAAUUCGUUCGCGAAUUUUGAACGCAAGAAAAAAUCAAUAUCAAAAUCAUUGGCACAAUAUGUGAAAGAAAAAUCCAAUUUUUGACUUGCAAUUUAUCGUCGUGGAAACUACUAUCGAAAUACCAUCAUGUCAUUUUUUUCAUUCAUAUCGCCCUUUGCAUAAUGUAUUGUAAUGUGAAAUAUUGUAUUGUGACGUACCUUCAAAUUCUGAUUACAUCAUUGAACCAAACGAACGCAUUGCCUUCAUCUUCAUCGUCAUUGUAGAUUUUCCUAUUCAAAUUGUGUGCAGAAUUUACUAGUCUUUGUCGUGAAGCUCCUUCAUUUAUUGCAUUAAUCAUUGUAUAGUUUGAAACGUUUCUAACUCCCAUUGCCGCAUUAUUUUGUAUGUUGUAAAAAGUAAAAUUAUUUUAUUAAUAAAACUUUUGUUCAUCGAGA